AUGGGCUUUGACUACACGACGCUGUCGUACUAUGCCCUCUAUUUGGCGCUUGACACCGGUGGAACUAGUCGGUCCGAAAUUGCCAGAGUGCAACCUGGAUUGCUUAGUUACACCAUCCCAGACAACACGGAUCAGUCAGGGGCCACCUGUCUCGUGAUGUACGGAAUCAACUCGCACGGUGAAGCUGCAACCCCGUCAUUCGGCCACUGCUUCGAAGCAUCGGACGGAACAUUCACCACUACCACUGUAACAACAGCAACAACAACGACCACAUUGACAUCCACCGUCACCGUCGACCCCAGCCAGGCCGCCAUCACAUCUGUAGCCUUCACAGACACCAGUACUGCGUAUGGCUAUUGGAUCGAUGGCACCGUGACUUGGGUUGCCCCGAACAACCCGGCUUUUGAGUACUUUCGAAUUGUCAUGUCUGCAACCAGCACUGGCGCCGACGGUGCUAUCAUGGUCGACAACGUAGACAAGAGCCUAAGAACCUACGAGAUUGUGAAUUCGGACGCCAGAGGAAUCGUGCGCGGGACAAGCACAGGAGGGAUUUGGGCCAACUACAUUGUAGUGCUGGCCUAUAGCAACUUGUCACUGGCUCAUUUCGUGCAGGCUGGGUCUCUCAUGCUCACUGAUCUCUCCGACGCCGUUGUGGGCAGUGCAACGCUCAGCGCUAGGUAG
This is a messenger RNA of Symbiodinium natans, 681 nucleotides long. The record is from the annotation of a GenBank genome assembly. Lineage: Eukaryota; Dinophyceae; Suessiales; Symbiodiniaceae.